This is a messenger RNA of Platichthys flesus (European flounder), 1768 nucleotides long. RefSeq lists its product as uncharacterized. Gene Ontology annotation, cellular component: voltage-gated sodium channel complex. Gene Ontology annotation, biological process: cardiac muscle cell action potential involved in contraction; regulation of heart rate by cardiac conduction; sodium ion transport. The record is from RefSeq and is a predicted model, not a curated record. Lineage: Eukaryota; Metazoa; Chordata; Actinopteri; Pleuronectiformes; Pleuronectidae. The transcript has 6 exons. Bases 717 to 1361 code for a protein of 214 amino acids. Gene Ontology annotation, molecular function: sodium channel regulator activity.
AUGUCAGAGGUGAUUUUACAUCUCUGACCUGCUUCUUUUUAAAAAAUAUUAUUAAAUAAUGAAUAUGUCGGCCACUGCAUAAAACCAUUUGAUAACAAAGUGUAAUAACCACAGUCUGUAUAAUUUAAUUGUAUUCUAUAAUAACUCACUAUAAAGCUAAAUAAAUCAAACCACUAAAAAUUGUAAUUAGAAUCUUGAUAGAAUGUUUAAUGACUUUCCCUGUAAGAAGGGAUAUUUCUUAGUUAUUCUAUAAAUCAGAGGAAGCAUGGCUGUAGUCUUGCUUUGGAUGUUCAUGUUGUAGUUAUGCUUCAGGUUUCAUCUUCUCAGGUUUCCUGCUGCCUUUCAACACUCAGAACGACCGACUCUCCUGGAUUCACACGCUCUAAUUAUAGCUGCCCUAACGCGAUCGGGACAUCAGGGGAGACUUUAAACUACUGCGAGGGAACAGGGAGAGAUUUCGUUUUUUUUGUUUAUUUAAUUUCUGCGUCCUAGCACGAUAUAGAGGCUUUUUCCCUUUUGACCAGUGUGAGGGUAAGACUGUUGAGUUUAUGGACUGACCCUGUGGAUUAAUAAAAGUUGGACUGGUUCACAUCGGGGAACAUGGAAUGAGUCAGCGAUCAGACGUCGUUAUGUCAGUGAAGUAGAGUUGUUGCAGAUCUUGUUGAGGAAAGUUCAACAUUCUGUUCAGCUGCCGGCGAUAAGUUGCUCCAACAGAAAUGAUUUGCCGCUCGUCUCUUUUUGUCGUCGUCAGCCUCUUCGUGUCUCAGUGUCACGGCGGCUGUGCGGAGGUGGACUCUCUGACCGAGGCCGUGGCAGGAGACAGUUUCCUGCUGGGCUGCAUCUCCUGUAAGAAGAGAGAGGAGGUGUCUGCCCGAGCCACCGUGGACUGGCACUUCAAACCAGUGGAAGAGGAGGAGUUCAGGCAUAUCUUCCACUAUGACCACCCCAGUGCUGAGAUCCUGCACCAGGAUUUCAGCGAGCGUCUCGAGUGGCACGGGACUCAAAACAGUGAUAUUCAGACAGGAGCCAUUUACCUUCACAACGUCACCUUCAAUGACACGGGGACGUACCGCUGCAGCUUCCACCGCACCCUCUUCCUGGCGAUGUCUGACCAGCAUGUCACCGUGGAGAAGGAUGUGGAGCUCAGUGUGGUGGCUGUGGCCAAUCGGGAGCUGACGUCUGUGAUCACAGAGAUAAUGAUGUAUGUGCUGAUCGUGGUUCUGCAGCUGUGGCUCAUUGUGGUUCUGGUCUACUGCUACAGGAAGAUUACAGCCGAGCAGGAGGCUCGGGAGGCCCGUAAGGCUAACAAGGCGCGACUGUUGGAAUCUAAAGACAGCUGUGACGGGGUGCAGCUGGAGUAACACUGACAGUUGGAAGAUCAUCUCCUCAAGACUUAAGGUUUUGUUUCUGUUCCGUGACGACGAAAACACAGCUGCUGCAAGAGGUUGAUUCCUGGUCGUACUCAUGUCAUACGGGAGAAUUAAACCCUUUUUAAAUAGAUUGUUUUUGAGUACUAUACAAGUGCUAAAAAACGAAUGGUCUUCAGUGACGGAAUCCAACGAAUUACAAUUUGUAUUCUGUAUUUUGGUUCCAUGUCCACAUAACAUGACAUAAACUCCAAAUCAGUUAUCUAAUGGCAAUUGAUGCAUUAUCUCUUGAUAGCAUUUUUUUUUGACUCAUGUAUAAUUACUUGAAAUACUAUGUAUACAAAUACAUACAAAUGUAUAUAAAGAAUAACAGACAUCCUUAUUGAUCUGUUUGUACCGGA